ACAGUAGAGUAAAAUCUCCAGCUGUCCAAAACAAGCAAAACCGCACUCCCAAGUCCCACCAAUCAAAAUUCCCACCUGCAUCAAAAUAUCUUCUCCAGUUCGACCCCACAUCCGCCGUCCAUAACCAGCACCUGCUAUAAAUAUAAACCAGAUGUAUAUAUACAACAACAAAAAAAUAAAAAUAAAAUGACCCACAAAAAAUCAGUCCCAGAAAGAAAGCACGGUAGGAGCAGCAGAAGCAUCAUGUUGGCAUUUAUUAUGGUGGGUUAUUCCCUGGCCACUCAUUGCCUUCCCUGCUACGUUAUAAGAUUAACGUCUUCCUGCCUUUUGGCUGAAGUCAGAACUUCUAUUUUACCACCGUGUCUUGGAACAGGGGAUGGGACGGCUGAGGGCACUCUCCACCGCCUUAAGGUACUGCUGUUACUGUCACUUUACUGAUAUUUUUUGCACCUCCAUGCCAUGUCGGCCAGUACCUAUAUAUACUCAGCCUACAUUCCUCUGUCCUCUUUCACCGAAAACCCCCACCAAAAUCUUCCCAGCUCGUUCCGAAACAACUUCAGCAAAAACUCAAAUCCUUUUUUUUUUUUUUCCUUUUUGGUAGCUCAGUGUAUAAUGAACCCACACGAUCGAGAUGAGAAUUCAGUCUUUCCUUCAUCAAAUUCACCUUCCUCUUCCCCCCCUGAGAACCAGUCUUCUGAAGUUGUCCCGCUCUCGAUGGUCUCUCCUUUCGUAGACUUGGAAUCUCGCCAGCAUCUUCAAGAAAUCGUACCAGGUAUCUUAAGCGGAGGAACUAUUACGACCGAGGCUGCCCGGAGUUUUCCUGGGAUGCCUCAGCCUAUGGAGUGUCUGCAGGGGACUCCAGUACCGCCAUUUCUCUCCAAGACCUUUGAUCUUGUGGAUGACCCCGCUCUGGACUCCAUAAUCUCGUGGGGAGCCAGUGGACAGAGCUUCGUUGUGUGGGACCCCGUGGAGUUUGCCAGGAGAAUAUUGCCCAGGAACUUCAAGCACAAUAAUUUUUCCAGCUUUGUUCGCCAACUAAAUACUUAUGGGUUUCGCAAGAUUGAUGCUGACAAAUGGGAGUUUGCAAGUGAGAGUUUCUUAAGAGGGAAAAGGCAUCUGCUGAAGAACAUUCAGAGGCGCAAAUCCCCUCACUCCCAUCAACUUGGUGGCUCCUCUGGAUCAACUGGUGAAGCAGGCAAAAUUGUAUUGGAAGGGGAGGUAGAAAAAUUAAGGAAAGAAAGGAGCUUAAUGAUGCAAGAAGUCUUUGAAUUGCAGGAACAGCAGCUUGGAACAAUCCAGCAUGUGGAGGCAGUUAAUGAAAAACUCCAGGCAGCAGAGCGUAGGCAGAAGUUGAUGGUCUCAUUUAUGGCUAAGCUAUUUCAAAAUCCAGAUAUCUUGGAUCGCCUGAAGCAAAUAAAGGAGCAAAAACAAAUUACUUCUUCAAGAACAAUGAGAAAGUUUCUGAAACAUCAGCCACAUGAACCAGGUAAAGCUGAAUCAUUUCUGGAAGGGCAGAUUGUGAAGUAUAGAACAAAUUUUCGUGAUCUGGCCACACCAUCUGCUGCCCCUGAAUUCGAUCCAGGUGCAGUAGAACAACUUCCCGAAUUUACUUUGCAAGAACCAAGUGGAGGGGGAUUUUCAAGUCAGGGAACCGAAGAUACACUGCUCAAGGGGAAAACUGUAGUUCCACCAGAGGUGAUUCCUGAGUAUUUUGUUACUUCUCCUGAUGACUUGGCAAAGGAGAAGAACUUUCCUGAAUACUCAUCACCGGACAUCGAAAGUAUGCUCAAAGAACAGGAACCAUGGAGCAUGGAUUUUGAAGCUGGUGCUGGUGUUUCUUCUUCCAGCAAUGAGAUAUGGGGUAAUGCUGUGAACUAUGAGAUUCCAGAGCUAAUGGUUAGCAGUGGAUUGCCAGAUAUCUGGAAUUUAGGUUCUCUACCAGCAGCCGGAAGUUCAGGUGCUGAGAAGUGGCCAGAUGAUGAAUCUCCUUUCUCAAAGCUUGACGAUCAAGUCGGCCAGCAUAAAGAUGAAAGUUCUAACUUCUAAGAAACUAGAUCCAUAGGUUUCUUUAACGGCCUCUUGGGCCGACUUAUAGUUGAUUCUCGGAAAUUCAAUAUUGGACAAUUUAUUACAUAUUUGUUUGAUUGACUAUCAUGGAGAAAUUUUUUUUUUUCUUAACUGCUCCAUCAAAAAUUUUUUUUUUUUUUUUUAACUUUUAACAGCUGAUUUUGUAGAAUUCAUUUCCGCAUUCGAUUGACUGUGCACGUCUAGAUAGUAUGAUGAUAUGCUCAACCAUCCUUUCCUGCUAAUAGAUACUUGCAAGUUUGUGAUUUUGCAGGUUCAUAGCAGUACGACACAGGUCGCAGUGUAGCAGCCACUUUUUGAGGGUUUGUUGGAAUGUCUUCUGCUGCUUUGUCAAGCAAGCACUGGGAGUUGAAUGCGGAUGCUAUUUCUUCCGUUAGUGUUUGUCCGUGGAUUAUACACUCGCUCAGUUUUACUUCGAGGCGGC
This is a messenger RNA of Coffea arabica (coffee), 2509 nucleotides long. RefSeq names its product heat stress transcription factor A-3. Gene Ontology annotation, molecular function: RNA polymerase II cis-regulatory region sequence-specific DNA binding; DNA-binding transcription factor activity. NCBI's taxonomy places the organism in Eukaryota, Viridiplantae, Streptophyta, Magnoliopsida, Gentianales, Rubiaceae. Gene Ontology annotation, biological process: cellular response to heat; regulation of transcription by RNA polymerase II. Gene Ontology annotation, cellular component: nucleus. The record is from RefSeq and is a predicted model, not a curated record.